CCACAACACCGUUAACGACGAUUGUACCACAUACACACACCCACAGUAUCCAUAUUCUCGCAGUGCCACCACCUCAUCUCGUACUGGACACAUUCCCGCCUGCAUCGCCAAGGGAAACUCGAGCGUCUUGGAAUAUGCGCAGUGUGGCCGCACGAGAUGGCUGUGCUUGAGCAAUCUUGGGUCAAAGUCCAAGAAAAGACGUUUGGGAAAUGGCUGAACAACAAACUCAAAACGCGCGACCUCCAUCUUGACAACCUCGUCAGUGACCUCAGCGACGGCGUCAUCCUCAUCCACCUCCUCGAAAUCCUCUCCCAAGAAUCCCUUGGCCGAUAUGCAGCGCGACCGAAACUGCGCGUGCAGCGCUUCGAAAACGUCAACAUCGCCUUGGACUUUAUCAAGUCGAGAAAGAUUCAGCUGACCAACAUUGGAGCGGAAGAUGUCGUGGAUGGGAAUCGGAAGAUUAUCCUCGGUCUGAUCUGGACCUUGAUUCUCCGCUUCACCAUCAGCGAUAUCAAUGAUCAGGGCUUGAGCGCAAGGGAGGGGCUGUUGCUGUGGUGUCAGAGGAAGACGGCGUGUUAUGAUGAGGUAGAAGUGCGGGAUUUCUCGAGUAGUUGGAACGAUGGGUUGGCGUUUUGUGCGCUGCUGGAUAUACAUCGUCCAGAUCUGAUUGACUACGAUCAGUUGGAUAAGAGUGAUCACAAGGGGAAUAUGAAGCUGGCAUUCGAUAUCGCGAGUAAAGAGAUUGGGAUUCCCGAGCUGUUGGAUGUGGAGGAUGUGGCCGAUGUUGCCAAGCCGGAUGAGAGGUCGCUGAUGACUUAUAUCGCAUACUGGUUCCAUGCUUUCUCGCAAAUGGAGAAGGUGGAGAAUGCUGGGAGGAGAGUGGAGAAGUUUGUGAGCAAUAUGCAGGGCGCCUGGGAGAUGCAGAACAACUACGAGAGAAGGAUGAAGGCACUCCUGGCCUCGAUCGUGGCGAGGAGAGAGGAGUGGGAGAAGGCGCAGUGUGAUGGGACGUACGCGGAUGCGAAAGAGCAGAGUCGGCAGUUCACGCUAUACAAGCAAAAGAGCAAGCGAGAGUGGGUGGCCGAGAAGAGUGAACUGGCGGGCAUGCUGGGCAACAUCAAGACGAAGCUCAAUACAUACCGACUACGGCCGUACCAGCCCCCUGCUGAGCUCAGCCUGGAAGCAUUGGACGAUGCGUGGAGUGUCCUCAUGGAAGCCGAACGUACGCGAUCCCAAGUCAUCAACAACACGAUUCGCGACAUCAAGAACAACCUCCGAAAGUCGUUUGCCGACAAAGCUAACGACUUUGCCCUGGCGCUCAAAACUAUCAGCGUCAGCAUUUCCGGCCUGGAAGGCGAGGUGGAAGACCAACUCGAGCACACGUCACAAAUCUCGAGAAACCUUCCGCCCUUGGAUCAAUACCUCGAUAUCAUCGCAAGUUUGGACACACAAUGUCAGGAAGCCAAUAUUGAAGAAAACGACUACACGACAUAUACAUAUGACGAACUGGCUUACGAGCUCAGUCUGGUGCGAAGUUCGGUGCAGAAAAAACUCGCCUUUCUGGAUAACCAAAUGGUGGCGAGAGAAAUGACGAACCUGACGCCUAUUCAGCUGGAGGAAUUCGAAUCAGUCUUUCGUCACUUUGAUCGCGACUUAUCCAACAGUCUCCAGGAGCUCGAGUUCUCCGCCGCCCUGGCCUCUCUCGGUCUCGUGUACGAUGAAACGGAAAUGCACGAACGCUUUCUCGAAGUCGCUGGUCGAGGCGGAUCCGUGUCGUUUGAGCAAUUUAUCCGAUUCAUGGUCGAUGUCACCGAAGACCAAAAUACGGCCGAGCAGGUUUUCGAAUCGUUCCGAGAAGUCGCUGAUGGCAAGCCUUAUGUCACGGAAUUGGAUCUGACCCACAGUCUCAUUCCGGACGAGGUCGUCAAGGAGUUGUUGGAGAGUAUGCCUAUACACAAGGGGCCCGACCUGAAAGAGGAUCGAGAUUUGCCCAAGUAUGAUUAUGUGCAGUUCAUGGAGAGAUAUCUUGGUGGCGGUGAUGGCGGGAAGGAUGAUCCGGAUGCCAAGCAAGAGGUGAAUGGCAAGCAUUCGCAGUAUUAGGGAGCUGCCAUGCUAAGCCAUGAUGGUAGUGUUGCGAGUGAUUCUGGACUGGAUGGCGCUGUCGACACUCCGCAGAUGCGUGACAAUCCUGGGCAUGUCGUCGUAAGCAGCAGCAGCAGCAGUCCCGUUCAUCGACUUGGUGUUCCUGUCCUUUUGUCCGACGAUGAUGAUUGGAUCGGUCGAGAAAGCGGCUUGUCAUAUUUGGCAGAAGAAGAACAUCAUGCCCAUGACGAUCAAGGAGGGAGAGGAGGAGGAGCAGGAGGAGGAAGAGAAAGCACGAGACUACUAUAGGGGCGUUUGAGCGACGGUGAUUGUUGAUCAGCAAUCAUGUCGGGUAUAGGAGUGGUGUUGGUUGAGUGAGCUUGGUUCUGUCAAUUUUGGUGUUGAUUUCCAUGUGCGUUUUUCGGGGGGGGGGGGGAAAGCGUAGUAGGCAUUGCCGAAAUUGCUGCACUAGGAUCAGAAAGAAAGAGAGAGAGAAGCACUCACUGAUGAGCAAGGAAGCAAGCAGUCGUCAGUAACACGCAAAGUGUGUCAGUCAGAGCAGGAUAUCAAUAUGUCAGAUGUCAGAUGUCAGAUGUCGAAUGGUAUCAUCAUCAUCAUCAUCAUCAUCAUCAUCAAAGGGACCGGGAGUGAGUGGUAAGCGAUUGAUUGGAAAC
Sphaerulina musiva SO2202 is the source of this 2756-nucleotide messenger RNA. RefSeq names its product alpha-actinin-2. Gene Ontology annotation, biological process: actin filament bundle assembly; actin cytoskeleton organization. Lineage: Eukaryota; Fungi; Ascomycota; Dothideomycetes; Mycosphaerellales; Mycosphaerellaceae. The record is from RefSeq and is a predicted model, not a curated record. The transcript is spliced from 3 exons. Gene Ontology annotation, molecular function: calcium ion binding; actin lateral binding. Bases 157 to 2100 code for a protein of 647 amino acids. Gene Ontology annotation, cellular component: plasma membrane; actin filament bundle; cortical actin cytoskeleton.